UCCCAGGAUAUGUCACUACCUUCUUAAGGAAGGGUAAGCUGACAUCUUCCCUGUCAUUUUUUUUUUGUUGGCAGCAAAUUUCUUUUUGUCAAUGGAAGCUAUUGGCAAUUGAAAAGGUAGUGAAGAAUGGUCUUAUAAGAGACUAGCUUUGCUCGGCCACGCAUUGCUGUGGCUUAUAGGAAUCAUUUGUUGGCCAGGUGGAAUAGCACUGAAUAGCUUUGCAGCCUCAAAGCUUGGCCGUUUUCUUCUUAUGGGAAUCCUUGUUUGGUGAGCUGGAAUACAAUGAAUAGUCUCGGUGCAGCAGGUAUAAAUGGUGCAAUUAGUCACCUUGAUUAUCAUGUAAUAGCCUUGCAGCUUCAAAGCCUGGCUGCUUGCUCCCUGGGGGAAUUCUUUGUUGGGAGGUGUUAGCUGACCCUGAUUGUAUCCUGUCAGGAAUUCUCCUGUUUUCAGAGUGUUGUUCUUUAUGUACUGUCCUGUUUUUUUUUUAAUGGUGGGAGUCAAGUUUGGUGCAUAUAUUUGUGUCUAUUUUAUCUGUAAUUACGUGGCAUUACAGGUACCUGCAAACUUGGGUCCUCUUGGUGCUUUGGACAUCAACUCCCACAAUUCCGGCCGUUAUGAAUUGUGGGAGUUGAAGUCCGAAACACCAAGAGGGCCUAAGUUUGCCCAUGGCUGGUCUAUAUUAUGUUAUGUGAGACGGUAGGGACUUGCGCCAUCUUGUUGGGCCCUCCGGGUCUUUUGGACUUCAACUCCCACAAUUCCUAACAGCAGGUAGGCAGUUUGGGAUUGUGGGAGUUGAAGUCCAAAACUGGAAUGGAGCAUCAGGGAGGGUUUUGUAAAUAUAAUGCAAUGCAAUGUUGGUUGGACAGGUUGAAUAGCAAGAAUGAAUGUUGUAAUUAGACACCUUGAGAUUAGCAUGUAAUGGCCUUGAAGCUUCAAAGCCUGCCUGCUUCCUGCCUGGGGGAAUAUUUUGUUGGGAGGUGUUAGCUGGCCCUGGUUGUUUCCUGCCUGGAAUUUCCAUGUUUUCAGAGUGUUGUUCUGUAUUCACUGUCCUGGUUUUAGAGUCUUUUAAUGGCGGGAGCAAGGUUUUGUGCAUAUAUUUGUGUAUAUUUUAUCUGCAAUUGCCAGGCAUGGGCUAACUUGGGCCCUCUAGGUGUUUUGAACUUCAACUUCCACAAUUCUGGCUGUUAGGAAUUGUGGGAGUUGAAGUCCAAAACACCAAGAGGGCCUAAGUUUGCCCAUGCCUGGUAUAUAUUAUAAUGUUAUAUGACAUGGUAGGGGCUUCCGACAUCUUGUUGGGUGCACUAGGUGUUUUGGACUUAGUCUGUUAGGGAUUAUGGGAGUUGAAGUCCCAAACUCCUAGAGGGCCCAAGUUUAUGUGAGGGAUUUUUGUGGCCAUUUCUGAAGGCAGGGUCUGUCUUUGCCUGCCACCUUCAUUUUGAAGUCUCUCCAACCCGCCUUUUGCCUGCUGGCUUCUGUGGGCGGAGACAUCAAGGGAAGGGAAGCAAGGGCUUUCAGAGCGGCAGGCCAGUGAGCGAGGGAGAGGAUUGGAAAGGAGGAAGGAGAAAGGAGUAUGGGGAAGGAGGAAGAGUGCGGGGCGUUGUGUGAGGAGAGACUUCAGCAUGCAAACCUUCAUCUGUUCGGCUUGCACCGUCAUUUUCAUUCCAUGCUGCUGGCCUUCAGAUGGCUGGACAGAUGUCCCAUUCACAUCAGCAAUACAGCGAUCGUCGGCCACAGAACAUAAAUGACCAACAAGUUUCUGCCUUAUCAUAUGCUGACCAGAUUCAACAGCCUCUUACCAAUCAGAGGCGAAUGCCCCAAACUUUCCGUGAUCCAGCAACUGCCCCUCUGAGAAAACUAUCAGUAGAUUUGAUCAAAACAUACAAACAUAUUAAUGAGGUUUACUAUGCAAAAAAGAAACGGCGGCAUCAACAGGGCCAAGGAGAUGAUUCUAGUCACAAAAAGGAGCGGAAGGUUUACAAUGAUGGCUAUGAUGAUGAUAACUAUGAUUACAUUGUGAAAAAUGGGGAAAAGUGGAUGGAUCGUUAUGAAAUUGACUCUCUAAUAGGCAAAGGUUCAUUUGGACAGGUUGUGAAGGCAUAUGAUCGUGUGGAACAGGAGUGGGUGGCUAUUAAAAUUAUAAAGAACAAGAAGGCUUUCCUAAAUCAAGCCCAGAUUGAAGUGCGACUUCUUGAGCUUAUGAACAAACAUGAUACAGAAAUGAAAUAUUACAUAGUACAUUUAAAACGUCAUUUUAUGUUCCGAAAUCAUCUCUGUUUAGUUUUUGAAAUGCUCUCCUACAACCUUUAUGACUUGUUGAGGAACACAAACUUCAGAGGGGUGUCACUGAACUUGACGCGAAAGUUUGCACAACAAAUGUGCACAGCACUGCUUUUUCUUGCAACUCCUGAACUUAGCAUCAUUCACUGUGACCUAAAACCUGAGAAUAUCUUGCUCUGUAAUCCCAAACGAAGCGCUAUCAAGAUAGUUGAUUUUGGCAGUUCUUGUCAACUUGGACAGAGGAUAUACCAGUAUAUCCAAAGUCGCUUUUAUCGAUCACCAGAGGUGCUAUUGGGAAUGCCUUAUGAUCUUGCAAUUGAUAUGUGGUCCCUUGGUUGUAUCUUAGUAGAAAUGCAUACUGGAGAACCCCUGUUCAGUGGAGCAAAUGAGGUGGAUCAGAUGAAUAAAAUAGUAGAGGUUUUGGGCAUAGCACCUGCUCACAUUCUUGACCAAGCACCCAAAGCAAGAAAGUUCUUUGAAAAGUUGCCAGAUGGCACUUGGAACUUAAAGAAGACCAAAGAUGGGAAAAGGGAGUAUAAGCCGCCUGGAACCCGGAAACUUCAUAAUAUACUUGGAGUUGAAACAGGAGGACCAGGGGGGCGUCGUGCUGGGGAAUCAGGUCAUACUGUAGCUGACUACUUGAAGUUUAAAGACCUCAUCUUAAGGAUGCUUGAUUAUGAUCCGAAAACCCGUAUUCAACCUUAUUAUGCCCUGCAGCACAGUUUCUUUAAGAAAACAGCAGAUGAAGGUACAAAUACAAGUAACAGUGUAUCUACCAGUCCUGCUAUGGAGCAAUCACAGUCUUCAGGAACCACUUCUAGCACAUCUUCAAGCUCAGGUGGCUCCUCUGGGACAAGUAACAGUGGAAGGGCACGGUCAGAUCCAACGCAUCAGCAUCGGCAUAGUGGUGGACAUUUCACUGCUGCUGUACAAGCUAUGGAUUGUGAAACCCAUAGUCCACAGGUUCGGCAGCAGUUUCCUCCUCUUGGUUGGACAGGCACUGAAGCUCCUACACAAGUCACUGUUGAAACCCAUCCAGUUCAAGAAACCUCUUUCCAUGUACCCCCUCCGCAACAGAAUGCAUUACAUCAUCAUCAUGGAAACACUUCCCACCACCACCACCAUCACCAUCACCAUCACCAUGGACAACAAGCCUUGGGUAGCCGGACCAGGCCAAGGGUCUACAAUUCUCCAACAAACAGCUCAUCCACCCAGGAUUCUAUGGAGGUGGUUCAUAGUCACCACUCCAUGACCUCCCUGUCUUCCUCAACUACUUCUUCCUCUACAUCUUCCUCUUCAACUGGUAAUCAAGGCAAUCAAGCCUAUCAGAACCGCCCAGUGGCUGCUAAUACAUUGGACUUUGGACAGAAUGGAGCAAUGGACGUCAAUUUAACAGUCUACUCUAAUCCACGCCAAGAAACUGGCAUAGCAGGACAUCCAACAUACCAAUUUUCUGCUAAUACAGGUCCUGCUCAUUACAUGACUGAAGGACACCUUGCGAUGAGGCAGGGAAUCGAUAGGGAAGAGUCUCCCAUGACAGGAGUUUGUGUUCAGCAAAGUCCUGUGGCUAGCUCGUGACUAAACUGAAACAAGUUUGUUUCUUGUGUGUUUUUAUAGAAGUGGUGUUUUUCCAAAAAAAGUGCAAAGCUGCUUGAAUCAGAAGGAGAUAGACUUACUGAACCGCUACAGGAGGGCAAAGCUGACUAUUUUUUUAAACUUGAACAGAUUGCAAAGGGACAGUGCAGUUUUUAGAGCCAUGUCCAUACCUAUCCUAGAUAGCUUUGAGGUGAUAUUUCACCUUGCCCCUGUUUUAUUCCCACAACCAAGUCAUUGUUUCUUUUUCUCAUUCAACAGGGGUAAAUGUACAAAUAUUGGUUUCAGUUGCAAGCAGUUUUUAAAAGCACUGCCCAGAAAUCAUAUAAAUGGGCUUUUUGAGAGGUUUUUUUUUUUAAAUCUAAAAUGAUUGGGGGCGGAGAUUAAUGAGUUUUAAUUUCCCAACAUAUGUGAGCGCAAAAAGGCAAGUACUGUAAGGAAGAGAGACCUUCAGAUUACAAAAUAUUAUCUUCAGCUAUAAAAAGGGACGGUUGUAAUGGUGUUCAUGAGGCACAUUGAGCAUGCUAAGUGGCGGUAAUCAGGACUCUCCUUAUCUGAACCUAUGGAGAAUCAGAGCAGCAAUUAAAAUAGGAUUCUGUGUCUCUCAUCCUUGAGACCACAAUCAUCUAGUGUUGGAGUAUGGCUGGUCUUGUAACUAAGGUGCACUGAGAAGCAAUCAAUAGGUUUGUCUUGGCCAGUCCAGGGGAAGUCUUAAAUGGUGGUCUUUGGGGAUAACCUUUGGCCUUAUGGAUUUGGACUCUAAAUUAGAAGAGCCUGCCAUUUCAGAUGCAAUCACUUUUGGACAUGCUUUUCAGACAGUCCUUAAUGCUGAAAACACAGAGAAUGGGUAAUUCAAGAGGCCUUUCUUUUAAAAUAGACUUUUGUGACCCACUUAUUGUAAGGUAUUGCAAGGUCACUUUGCGUGUGUCAUAAAAUUGACUUCCUUAUUGGUUGAAGGUCACAGGAGUAGUGGUUUGCUUUUGAUGGAAAUAGCUACAACUGUGUCCCUCCCCGCUUUUACUUUUUCCUCUUUGUUUUCUUUUUUCUUUCUUUUUUGCUUUUUCUGGGCACGUGGUUUCUCCACCAUUACUUCUGCACAAAGAUGUCUUCUGUUCAUCCUGAACAUUUUUAAAAAUGCAGAAUUUUAUGUGACUGCUUUUUUGCCUCACAAUUAUGCUGUGAAUUUUACAAAAAUUUAUUUUCUUUUUGAUAAUUUAUUGUACCAAAGCUGUUUUUAUAGCACAUAGAUGUCUGUAACCAAUAAUGUAGCAGUUCUGCACUUUGACACAAGGUGUAACUAGACCAUUUUUAAAUGUCAGUUGAAAAUUAUGGCUGUACUAUUGCUUAAACAAAACUGGAACUGUUGUUGAAUUCAUAGCCAAUACAUUUACAACAAUCUGUGUACUGAACAUCAUAGAUUUGACAUUGAAUUCAAGACUAUAAUAACAUCUAUUACAUUAUAAAUGUGUUCAGGCUUCUGAAAGUAAAAGGGACAUUAGAUCCAGAAGCUAUGAAACCAGCAGUUGAUUCUUGUAUUCCUUAUUAGCAUAAAUGUAAACUUGAAGGCAAGACCUUGAUUGCAUGAACAGGUCCAAAACACUAGUUAUGAGUAAAGCAAAAAGCUCACGUGAGACCUAAGGUUUAACAGGCUGUACUUAACAGGUGCCUAAUUUUUGGGUUCUGCUGCCUUAAUAUAACACAGUCAGCUUGGCAGUUGCUACAUUUCUGGACCCAAAUAAAGAUUUUAAAUUAUGGAGAAAAGCAGUGAUUUAAACUGAGGAAGUGGGGUAAAGAAGUGAUUAUCUUUCCCAGGUUAACACUGUUUGCCCUUUAAGUGAACAGAAGCAGUAAUCUACCUCUGCCAGUAAACCGGUUCAAAAAGGUCAUGCAGCAGUAAACCAUGUACUUCAUAUUGGUCAGUUCCAUAUGGCCAUCUAGGCCAGUUCUUCUGACCAAAAGGUGUUUUAUUUUAUUUUAUUUUAAACCAAUCCUCGCAAUGGCAGCAGAGAGGCUAAAUACAGUGCAAAUGUGAAAGAAUGCUUUGGAUAUUACCUGUUUUUGUAAAUCAGCAAUGUUUUUAUCAAGGGAUCCAUAUUUCUUCUGUACUGAAAUGUCAAGCCUGUGAAUUAAAAUAUUUUUGAACUUGGUAGUUCAAAAACGUUUGAGUGAGAGGCUGUCAUCUUAGGAAUGAAACACUGAGCUUAGCAAUACAAAAAAGAGUCCAGUACAUACUGCUAGGAAUAUAAGGGUAACAAAUAUGGGUAAUUUUUUUCUGUGCUGGUUGCCACACCUUAGCAAGCACCAAAAAUUAAUACUGUUUUAAACCUACAUAAUGAAAAACCAUAAACUCCAAUGCUUCUGCAUACUGUGUUAUGUUACAGUCCAGUUUUGUGUGCUUUACUACACAGUUUGGUUACAGGACUUCUGUGCAUUGUAAACAUAAACAGCAUGGAAAAGGUUAAAUACCUGUGUUCAGAUUGUAAGAUCUAGUCCGGACUUGCUGUGUAUAUUGUAACGUUAAAUGAAAAGACAAGCCCUUUGUAUUAUAGUCAUGCAGUCUUAUGUAUGAUAAACAGUUGAAUAAUU
Molecule: messenger RNA, 6456 nt
Organism: Anolis carolinensis (green anole)
Lineage: Eukaryota; Metazoa; Chordata; Lepidosauria; Squamata; Anolidae
Gene: dyrk1a
Product: dual specificity tyrosine phosphorylation regulated kinase 1A
Exons: 11
Coding region: 1681-3855 (724 amino acids)
Biological process (GO): peptidyl-serine phosphorylation; protein autophosphorylation; peptidyl-threonine phosphorylation
Cellular component (GO): nucleus
Molecular function (GO): protein serine/threonine/tyrosine kinase activity; protein serine/threonine kinase activity; ATP binding
Source: RefSeq, a predicted model, not a curated record